This is a messenger RNA of Cucumis melo (muskmelon), 1194 nucleotides long. Its product is annotated as MLO-like protein 12. Gene Ontology annotation, biological process: defense response. Bases 1 to 1194 code for a protein of 397 amino acids. The transcript is spliced from 12 exons. Lineage: Eukaryota; Viridiplantae; Streptophyta; Magnoliopsida; Cucurbitales; Cucurbitaceae. Gene Ontology annotation, cellular component: membrane. The record is from RefSeq and is a predicted model, not a curated record.
AUGGGAGAAAUUAGUAGUAGUGGUGGUGGUUCACUUGAAAGUUCUCCAACUUGGGCUAUCUCUAGUUUUGCUUUCUUCUUCUUUUUCUUAGCUUUUAUCAUUGAAACUUCUCUUCACCGUCUUGCUCAGUUUCUCGCGAGGAAGAGAAUCAAAUCGUUCGAAAGAGGUUUGCGAAAGAUCAAGACAGAAAUGAUGAAGAUGGGAUUCAUGUCUUUGCUUCUUGAGUUAUUGGAAUCAUCCAUACCAAACAUAUGUGUGAGCAAAAGGGUGGCAAAAUCAUUUCUUCCUUGUAAAGAUAUCGCAAUGGAGUACUUGUCCAUGGAGCCCGUUGUUUUCACUUCAAAAAAUAAAAGUUUAGGUUUUAAUUCACCGACAACCCUUCCUCUACUCAAUUCAGAGCAAGCUGAUCACUGUGAGUCGAAGGGAAUGGUUUCUUUGAUGUCAAGGGAAGGAGUCUCGCAGCUGAAUUUAUUAAUUUCUGUGUUGGCUGUAUUUCAUGUUCUCUAUUGUAUCUUCACAAUGUGUUUAGGGAUUGCCAAGAUAAGAAAAUGGAAAGCAUGGGAGAAGGAGACUCAAGCUCUUGAUUAUCAGAUUGCCAAUGAUCCAAGGAGAUUUAGACUCACACGUCAAACAUCUAUUGGGAAAAGACAUCUAAAUUUCUAUGCCACUCAUCCACUCCUAAUUUGGCCUGUUUGCUUCAUAAGACAAUUCAGUGGCUCCGUUUCAAAAUCUGAUUAUUUCACUCUACGCAAUGGCUUCAUUGUGUCCAACAUUGCUGGAGGAUCUGAAUUCAAUUUCCAAAAGUUUCUUCAUAGAGCUUUUGAUCAUGAUUUUGUGCAAGUUAUUCAAAUCAGAUUCUGGAUAUGGAUUUUUUCCAUACUGUUAAUAUUUUUCAGUGCACAUGAGUUCUACAACUAUUAUUGGCUCCCAUUUAUCCCAUUAGUGAUUGUAGUAACAGUGGGAACAAAGCUGGAAGUGAUUAUAACCAAAAUGUGUGUAGAAAGUAGCAAAAGGAAGCCUGUGAGCAGCGGAGCAUUUCUAGUGAAGCCUCAGGAUCAACUAUUUUGGUUUAGUAAACCCAGCUGGCUUCUCUACCUAAUUCAGUUCGUCCUAAUUCAGUGUGAAGUUAUAGAUCUAGACGAUCCUAUAAAUAGGAUUGAAAAUGCUACCAAGUAUGAAGAACAAUACACAUAA